This is a messenger RNA of Lineus longissimus, 1267 nucleotides long. RefSeq names its product chymotrypsin-like protease CTRL-1. The record is from RefSeq and is a predicted model, not a curated record. Gene Ontology annotation, molecular function: serine-type endopeptidase activity. Lineage: Eukaryota; Metazoa; Nemertea; Pilidiophora; Heteronemertea; Lineidae. Bases 58 to 1203 code for a protein of 381 amino acids. The transcript has 8 exons. Gene Ontology annotation, biological process: proteolysis.
UUCCGCACAGACCAUUCAUUUGUCUGUAAAUUGAGACGGAGGAGAGGACACCGCAUCAUGCCUGCAAUGAUGAGCCAACGUAUUGUCUGUUUCCUCGUUUGCGUAACCGCCCUCACUGCAGCAGACCCUACAGGUUACCGGGCGCCUCUGUGUGAGAUUUUGCGGUAUGGACGAUGUCAGUCCUAUACGUCGCCCUGCACAAACACCAAAUGGGAAAUAGCAUACUGCCCCAGUGGACAAGUCUGCUGCCAAGACACCACACCAAAACCGUCUAUCAACGAAUGCUCCAGCUUUUUCGGUGGUACCUGUAUGUCUAAUGAUAGAAACAAAUGUGAUAACUUUUUGUCUACGCCUGGGGCGCCGUUCUGUCCGGAGAAUCCAUCUCAUAUCUGCUGUCUAGAGCUGAGAAACGAGGGUACGCCUCCUCGGACUGACAUUGGAUCUGUUUCGGGAUGUGGGGUUCCAAUCAAUCCGGCAGGUUCCUGGCGUGUUGUAGGAGGCACAAAGGCGCAGCAUGGGGCCUGGCCGUGGCAGGUCUCUAUUCAGAUCGCCGGCAAUGAACACAUAUGUGGCGGAACCAUCAUCGACAAGCAGUGGAUUCUCACCGCAGCUCAUUGCUUUCCGGUGCAACGGUCGCCCUUGUAUUACUUAGUUCGCGUAGGGGAACAUCGUCUUCAUCUUUCGGACGGCACGGAGGUCGACCAUUAUAUUGCUGAAAUCAUCGUGCAUGAGAAGUGGCUCGGCAACACACCAGAGGAUCCUGACGAUAUUGCGUUACUGAAACUAGUGAAACCGGUUACGUUCAACGACCACGUCAAGCCUGUUUGCCUGGCCACUGAGUAUGACGAAUUCGAGUCCCAUCAGGAUUGUUGGGUUACUGGUUGGGGAGAAACGAAAGGUACAGGAGACAAUAAUUACUUGCAGCAACUCCAGUCAAACAUGGUCAGCAAUAGCGAAUGCAACAGAAAGUACUGGAUCGGCGAUGUCAAGGAGGGAAUGGCUUGUUUUGGGGAAAGCGCCUUUGGGGCAUGUGUGGGCGAUUCCGGAGGUCCGUUAGUCUGCCGCCGACAACAGAAGUUCUACCAAGUUGGCGUGGUGUCGUGGGGCAGCACUUCAUGCGUGGAAUACGGAGCUUCAAGCGUCUUCACACGAGUGGCACAUUACUUGCCAUGGAUUCAACAAAUGAUAGCACGAUACAGCUAAUCACUUGACAUAGCAACGAAAACAAAUGCAGCCAGAUAAGAGUAGUAAUUAAAACGUUAAAAUA